AUGGGCCAAUCUGACCCAUGCCAGUCUCUCCCGGGCCAAAUUUGUGGCCCCUUUGGCAGCCCACCAAGUCGAGGAUACCGGCCUGCUUCCCCGUGUUUUUCACGAGGAAGGAAACCACGGCUUCUUUGGUCGGGAGGAUUUCCCCGUGCGACACGAGCCGCGCGGCUCGUCUUCUCCGUCGCGAGGUCGCCCCAGUCGCGACGCCACCGCCGUCACCUAGGUGCUCCGGUCUCCGCCGACGAGCUCCGUCCAGAUCGAGACGGGGAAGCGCCCCGCAUCACGUUGAGACGCCUCCGCCUCGGCAUCCCGUCAACGCCGCCGCUCCCCAUCAUCCCAUCGUCUACCCCCCGGCACCCCGUCUCCUCCACACCGGCUUCACGUCGCCUGUGCCAUCUAGUCGACUCCCGACUUCUCAGGUUCAACUUGACUAGAGGCAGGCCAUAUCUCCGAAGAAGGGUUCUUGGUGUGGAAGAAGUAAAAGCAUGAUUUGAGAAGAAAAUUGUUUUUACUAGCUGGUUUCUCAUGUCACUCAAUUAUUUGUAUUAUUUUGGUAACCUGAAAUGUCUAGGCGUAGUUACUUGUCUUUUAUGGUGUCCAAUGUUGGGACUGAGUCCUGUUACUGCUGGUAUAGUUCAGUAGACCUACUUCAUCUUGUUUUAUUUUGGCAUGGUGAACUGAUGUUUAUUCUAGUGAAUUUUUGGUUGGAAUAGACCUUGUUUUAUUUUUGGUUUUGGUGGAACAAAUGCAUGUUUGAGACAAGUGAAGUGCGGUCAAAUUUUGUAAUGAUCGUUGGCAUUUCUGGCU
Sorghum bicolor (sorghum) is the source of this 804-nucleotide messenger RNA. RefSeq lists its product as uncharacterized. The coding region runs from base 1 to 486 and encodes 161 amino acids. The record is from RefSeq and is a predicted model, not a curated record. The transcript has 3 exons. Lineage: Eukaryota; Viridiplantae; Streptophyta; Magnoliopsida; Poales; Poaceae.